GGGCAAAGAGACGAAUGCAAAGAGCCUUCGGCAGUGGACGAAGGCUUGGGAUUGCAGGGCUAAAUGAUGAUGCUCUGUCAACGACUGCACUCGCGCACCACAUGUGUGGGUUGCUAAUUCAGGAAUGCAGUAACGUGUUGCUUGCUUCCUCAUCUACACCUCCUCCGGCGAUCAUUUCAGAUUCAGAUAAGUGGAAUACCGGUAGGAUGUCCGGGUAACUAUGGUACUAGGUAACAUGCUUUUCUUGGAGAAGCAUUGGUUGGGCAAAAGCUAAUUGGGAAUGCUUGGUGUGCAACACGCUCCUCCCCUAGGGGUGAAGAUGGCAUUCUCUUCUUACAACUGUGCUCUUCCACUUGAAGGAAACGCUAAGAGACAAUGGCUUCACUCCAACCCCAUAAUAUAGUUGGAGAAGGGAGAAUAGCGCACUUCGACAUGGAAUACAGAUACAGCACGCUUCUUACACGU
Messenger RNA from Closterium sp. NIES-67, 465 nucleotides. NCBI's taxonomy places the organism in Eukaryota, Viridiplantae, Streptophyta, Zygnematophyceae, Desmidiales, Closteriaceae. The record is from the annotation of a GenBank genome assembly.